GUUGCUGGGGCGCGGGUGUGGGGCGAAGGCGAGAGUUGGGAGAGCGGAGAGCGUGUCUCGGCCAAGCACUUGGAUUUGGCUCCUUCAUUUCCAAUAUGGAAGAAACCUACAUCGAUUCCCUGGACCCUGAAAAGCUAUUGCAAUGCCCCUAUGAUAAAAACCACCAGAUCAGGGCCUGCAGGUUUCCUUAUCAUCUUAUCAAGUGCAGAAAGAAUCAUCCUGAUAUCGCAAACAAACUGGCUACUUGUCCCUUCAAUGCUCGUCAUCAGGUUCCUCGGGCUGAAAUCAGUCAUCAUAUCUCGACCUGUGAUGACAAAAGCUGUAUUGAGCAGGAUGUAGUCAACCAAACCAGAAACCUUGGACAAGAGACUCUGGCUGAGAGCACAUGGCAGUGCCCUCCUUGUGAUGAAGACUGGGACAAAGCAGAUUUGUGGGAACAGACCAGCACCCCUUUUGUCUGGGGCACAGCCAACUACUGUGGCAACAACAGCCCCGCAAGCAACAGAGUUAUGGAACAUAAGAGUAACCUGGCUUCAGGCAUGCGCGUUCCCAAGUCUUUGCCGUAUGUUCUGCCAUGGAAAAACAAUGGAAAUGCGCAGUAACUGAAUAUCUCAUCAAAUGCCAGACCCUAGGAGACUCUUGCUUCUUCCUGCUACAGUGGGGUCUUCAUUUUUUUCCUCCCAAUCUAAUUAAAGAAAGAUAAAUUGUCUGUGGCUU
Camelus dromedarius (Arabian camel) is the source of this 717-nucleotide messenger RNA. It is a transcript of the gene GTSF1, whose product is annotated as gametocyte specific factor 1. Lineage: Eukaryota; Metazoa; Chordata; Mammalia; Artiodactyla; Camelidae. The transcript is spliced from 9 exons. The record is from RefSeq and is a predicted model, not a curated record. Bases 96 to 602 code for a protein of 168 amino acids.